GGCGGCGAAGGAGGAGGUCGGAGUUCUCCUCGAGUGCCGGGCGUCCGGGGCGCCGGUCACGGGACUUCUGCUCAGGACUGGGAAGAUGAGUCUUCGGAAGCAAACCCCCAGUGACUUCUUAAAGCAAAUCAUCGGUCGACCAGUUGUGGUCAAGUUAAAUUCUGGAGUGGAUUAUCGAGGGGUCCUGGCUUGCCUGGAUGGCUACAUGAACAUUGCCCUGGAGCAGACAGAAGAGUAUGUGAACGGCCAGCUCAAGAACAAGUACGGGGAUGCCUUCAUCCGAGGGAACAAUGUGUUGUACAUAAGCACACAGAAGAGAAGGAUGUGAAGGCUCUGGAUGGCGGUGCUCAACUUUCUAGGAUUAAUUUUUUUAUCAGUUGUUUUGCUUUUGUGACACUAUCUGUCCCAUUUUCCUGAGUUGAUUUCUUACCAUUGUGACAAAGAGAAAUGUGUAAAUGUGUGAUUUGAUUGUCACGAGAGUCCUUUAGUGUUGAGUCUUGGUUCUCAUUUACUGUCAGUACAAUGUACAGAAAGAAUUAAAGACUACAUGUUUUUAA
Molecule: messenger RNA, 557 nt
Organism: Suncus etruscus (white-toothed pygmy shrew)
Lineage: Eukaryota; Metazoa; Chordata; Mammalia; Eulipotyphla; Soricidae
Gene: LSM6
Product: LSM6 homolog, U6 small nuclear RNA and mRNA degradation associated
Exons: 4
Coding region: 86-328 (80 amino acids)
Biological process (GO): maturation of SSU-rRNA; mRNA splicing, via spliceosome
Cellular component (GO): sno(s)RNA-containing ribonucleoprotein complex; nucleolus; P-body
Molecular function (GO): RNA binding
Source: RefSeq, a predicted model, not a curated record